Messenger RNA from Nakaseomyces glabratus, 726 nucleotides. It is a transcript of the gene RTS2, whose product is annotated as Rts2p. The record is from RefSeq and is a predicted model, not a curated record. Gene Ontology annotation, molecular function: double-stranded DNA binding; zinc ion binding. Gene Ontology annotation, cellular component: nucleus. Gene Ontology annotation, biological process: DNA replication; DNA damage response. Lineage: Eukaryota; Fungi; Ascomycota; Saccharomycetes; Saccharomycetales; Saccharomycetaceae.
AUGUCUGAAGAUUUCAAUAGUGCGAAGUUCCUAAACAAACAACUGAAAGCUCGGGGACUGCAGAAACUACGAUUCUAUUGUCAAGUAUGCAACAAACAAUGUAGAGAUCAGAAUGGGUUUAAAUCACAUGUGAAAUCGCCUUCACACCUAAAGAAUAUAUCCACUGUGACUCAGGAUGAUAUUUUAGAGUUCACAAAGUUGUUUGAAGAGAACUUCCUAAAUACCUUGAAGACUAAUCAUGGCGAGAAGAAAAUAGCUGUGAACAAACUAUACAAUGAAAUUAUCAAAGAUAGAGACCAUAUCCAUAUGAAUGCUACUAGCUUUAAGUCCUUAACUGGAUUCAUAAAAUACCUGAGCAAAGAAGGUAAGAUCAAAGUCUAUGAUGAUAAUAUCGGCGAUAUGCCGGAGGACCAGGUAGAUUUAACCCAGCUCAAUAUUAGCUUCAUUGACAAUUCUGACACAAAUUUGAGGCGCAAAGAAAAAUUACAAGAGAUAGAAGCAGAAGAACUAACCGAAUCCAAAUUAGAGGAAUAUCUUAGAACUAAGAGACAACUUCGGGAACAGGAAGAAGAAGAAUCGGAUGUUCAGGAUACCGACCUUGGAUCAAAUACUGAUAUACAACGUGAUAAUCUAACCAAUCUCAAAAUCCAACUUAAGAAAACGAAAAUAAAGCAAAAUAAAGUAAAGAAACCACUAAAUAAAAACAAAAAUAAUGUUUUUGGUUGA